AUGGAUUCGGUGCCUGUUUAUCACGGGGCCAUCAGCCGAGAGACGUGCGAGAGAAGGCUGGGACAGGCCGGCAGGGAUGGCAGCUACUUAAUCCGAAAUAGCGAGAGUGUUCCCGGUGCCUUCUGCCUCUGUGUCCUGUGUAAAGGCAACGUCUACACCUACAGAGUGUAUCAGGAUGACGGGGGCUCCUGGGCUGCAGAGACGGCCCCUGGACAACGGAAGCGUCUGUUUCGAAAGGUUAAGAACUUAAUAAGUGCUUUUGAGAAGCCAGACCAGGGCCUUGCUAUGCCACUUCUCUAUCCUGUCCUCGCUCAGAAAAACUGCCACAGCCAACCCAGUGAGCAAGAGCUAUAG
Molecule: messenger RNA, 354 nt
Organism: Chanos chanos (milkfish)
Lineage: Eukaryota; Metazoa; Chordata; Actinopteri; Gonorynchiformes; Chanidae
Gene: sh2d1ab
Product: SH2 domain containing 1A duplicate b
Exons: 3
Coding region: 1-354 (117 amino acids)
Biological process (GO): regulation of immune response; regulation of signal transduction
Source: RefSeq, a predicted model, not a curated record